GGAGAGCAGUGCCUGUGCUAUUGGGAAUCAUGGCGAGAAGAUUGCGACUUCGCUGCCACAGGAGUAAUAGCACACUUUGUGGACUACAAUCAAUUGUCUCUAUUCUUUUUUACUGGAUUGCAGUGGUGGGCAGCAGUGAGGUGCUGGUGCCCGCGCAGGUGGACGCGGUGCUGGGCAAGAACAUCACGCUGGGCUGCCGGGUGGAGGUGGGCGCCAACCUGAGCCUGACGCAGAGCUCGUGGGAGCGUCGGCUGCCCGCGGGCACCGUCACGCUGGCCGUCUUCAACCCCGAGUUCGGCAUCUCCGUCUCCGACGACUACAAGCACCGCGUGUCCUUCGUCAACCCCUCCAUCGGCGACGCCUCCAUCUUGCUGCAGGGCGUGGGUUUCGCCGACGUGGGCUCCUACACCUGCAAGGUGGCCACCUUCCCCCUCGGCAACACGCAGGCCUCCACCGUCGUCAACAUCCAGGUGGAGCCCAAGGUGCACGUGCUCCCGGGCCCGUCCGUGCUGCUGGACGGCGCCAACGAGACGGUGGUGGCCACGUGCACGGCCGAGCGCGGCCGCCCGCCCGCCGAGGUGUUCUGGGAGACGCAGCUGGACCUGCAGGGCCACUCGGAGGGCCAGCGGGAGGACGAGUCCAACGGCACCACCACCAGCCAGGUGCGCUACCUGUGGACGCCCACGCGCCACGCCCAGGGCGAGAUCAUCACCUGCGUGGUGCGCCACCCAGCCCUGCCCGGCGAGGUCCGCCGGCCCUACGAGCUCAACGUCCAGUUUGCCCCUGAUGUGAAGGUGGUGGGCUACGACUCCAACUGGUUCUCAGGGCAGGAGGACAAGCUGCUGGACUGCCAGGUCAAGGCCAACCCAUCCCCCUACAGCUUCUCCUGGUCCAGGGUGAAGGGUGCGUUGCCUGACGGCGUGCUCCAGGUCAACAGCAGCCUGAUGUUCUCGCGGCCGCUGCAGCGUAACGACUCGGGGCUCUACCGCUGUGAAGUGCGCAACGCCAUCGGCAUGCGCUACCAGGACAAGCACAUCUGGGUGCAGGACCCUCCCCCCACCACCGCCGUCCCCACCACCGCUCCCGCCAUCCUCCCCGGCCAGGACACCACGAGCACGGCGGGCGGGAAGAGCCAGCCCCACAGCAGCACCUCCACCGAGAGCUCCGCAGCGGGGGGCGGCGACGGCUCCUCCUCGGGCUCCAGCGGCGGCGGUGGCGGCGGCGGCAGCGACGGGCACCUGGGCAGCAUCGUGGGCGGGGCGGUGGGCGGCGUGCUCAUCCUGGCGCUGCUGCUGGGCCUGGCGGGCGCCUGCUUCAUGCGCCAGCGCCGCACCUUCCGCGGCGACUACUACACCAAGCAGUACCUGGGGCCCUCCGACAUGCAGAAGGACAACCAGCUGGACGUGCUGCAGCCGCACGAGCUGCAGGUGUACAGCAGCGGCGGCGGCGACGGCAGCAACGACUCGGGCAAAGGCAGCCAGGACCUGAAGCCCAAACCGGUGCCCGGCGACCUCAUCUUCGACUACGACCGCAAGGACCGCGAGGAGUGGGGCGGCGACCACCACCAGCCCCCGCGCGGCAUCGGGCGCGACGGCGGUUACUAUAACGACCAUCACCAAAACAACCACCAUCCUUACCCCCAGCAGCCGCAGCAGCAGCAGCACAGCACCAACACUCCCCCGGCGCACACCGGCCACAACGGCUCCCCCUACCAGCCGGAUGACUGCUACGACAACGGCACCGACAGCGACUACGUGUCGCACAUGGACGGCUCGGUGAUCUCGCGCAGGGAGUGGUACGUGUAAACCGCCCCGACUCUCUCGUCUUGAUCAACCGCCACCCCCCCACCCCAUAUCGCCCAACCCCAGGCCUACACACAAACAAGCAUCCCACUCAACUUGGACAGGGUCAGCCACCUGGACUCAGCUCCAAGGUGAGAAACCUGCUGCCGAGAUGUUGACCACGAAACGAAGAACUGCGUCUAUACAUUUCAAUAGAUUGAGAUCUAUUGAUCUAUCUUUACAUUUCAUAAAAUAAAGAGGAGGAAAAAUAAAGACUUUUACACGCAUUUAAAAAGACUGUAGCAUCUCGAGUGAGUCUGAUGCUAUGUGAACGAACUCUGUGAACUUGUAACAAAGAUGCUUUGCUGUCAUUGCGGUAGUCGUGCCUGCAGCCAGCCUGAUUUGUAUUCAGAUCAGUACUUCACAG
This is a messenger RNA of Sardina pilchardus (European sardine), 2208 nucleotides long. It is a transcript of the gene nectin3a, whose product is annotated as nectin cell adhesion molecule 3a. Gene Ontology annotation, biological process: heterophilic cell-cell adhesion; homophilic cell-cell adhesion. The record is from RefSeq and is a predicted model, not a curated record. NCBI's taxonomy places the organism in Eukaryota, Metazoa, Chordata, Actinopteri, Clupeiformes, Clupeidae. The transcript is spliced from 6 exons. Gene Ontology annotation, cellular component: apical junction complex; adherens junction. Bases 30 to 1805 code for a protein of 591 amino acids.